AUGAACGCUCACGAAAAAGGCAACGUACCGUGUUCUGUCGCCAAUCUCUCGCCUGCCGAUCUGGAUCUCACUGCGAUCAAAAACCUUAUGCGCCAAGCUGGCGACAAGCUGAUCUCGCUGCUGCACACAUCCCCACCACAAGCAGGAGAAGUCAAGAACGCCAUUGGGGAUGCCAUCACCCCUGCGGACUACGAAAUCCAAAAGCUUCUAUUCGAGAAAUUACGGACAUGGUUUCCUGACCAUGGCUUUAUUGGAGAGGAGGAAACGGACGAUGGCUGUUCCACUUCGUUUUCUCCGUUCGACAAGAGACCGCUUUUUAUCUGGACACUAGAUCCCAUAGACGGGACCAAGAACUAUCAAAAGCGCCUACUCGACUGCGCGGUUGUUAUCGGUCUUCUCAGGGAGAACGAACCGCUAUUCGGAGCUGCGUAUAUCCUAUCUUCCAAGACAUUGAUCAUGGGAGGAAAAUAUUGGCCUGUGACGAUUGACGGUUCUCCAUUGACACGCCUACCCCUCAGAACAGGCGGUUUCAGCUGUGGCCUGAAUGGCGACUUGCCUACGGAUUAG
Messenger RNA from Fusarium sp. VM40, 567 nucleotides. NCBI's taxonomy places the organism in Eukaryota, Fungi, Ascomycota, Sordariomycetes, Hypocreales, Nectriaceae. The record is from the annotation of a GenBank genome assembly.